Westerdykella ornata is the source of this 2404-nucleotide messenger RNA. RefSeq names its product DUF654-domain-containing protein. Gene Ontology annotation, cellular component: RQC complex. The record is from RefSeq and is a predicted model, not a curated record. The transcript has 2 exons. Gene Ontology annotation, biological process: ribosome-associated ubiquitin-dependent protein catabolic process; rescue of stalled cytosolic ribosome. The coding region runs from base 252 to 2291 and encodes 679 amino acids. Lineage: Eukaryota; Fungi; Ascomycota; Dothideomycetes; Pleosporales; Sporormiaceae.
CGCUCACUCAACACUGCACCUAAUCUCAGCCUCUGACCAGCCUAACGCCAUACCAUAGCUGUUCUGCACACAAGAUUCCAAAAGGACCCCAACUGGAAACUCUCUGGUUGGCAUUGAUUUUAGCGAGACAUCAAUCCAAAACACCCUGUUUGGCAGCACAUUCUCUGUGGGUGAAGAAGGCCAAACUGGUCUCCCGCGCCAGACAAACAAACGCAUUCGACUCUACAACAGCCCCUAGCCACUGCGAUAGCAUGUCAACUCGUGCGCUACGGCGUGCACAGAAGGAACUCGAGGAGCGCCAGCGGCUGGAAAACAUGGGUCCUCCUGCAGGCGAAGACGAGGAUGACACGGACGAGCAGGACCAUCCGGUCGCUAGGACGAAGACGAGUCUCUUUGCUGUGCUCCAAGAUGUAGAUGACACCGAUCAGGAUGGGGAAGACGAGACGGAGGGCGGCCAAGAUGAUUCCAGCAUGGCCGUCCGACCAGAAGAGGCUGCGGUGAUCGAUGAGACUCGAGGUCCCAAGUCCAAAAAGAGCAAGAAAAAGAAGAAAAGAAAGUCCAAAACUGAGCCCACUACCCGUGAUGCCCAAACGGCGUCGUCUCUGGCUCAAAAACAAGUGAAGAUGGACGAGAUCGACCGUGCUCUGCUGGCUUUGAAUAUGAGUACCCAAUGCAACACCCCGGAUCGCCAGGAUGCUGAGGAGUAUACCUCGUGUGAGCAGGAGGAGCUGCGGCACCUGUAUUCUGCAUUGGCCAUUAACACACAGCACUUGCAUGCUGCAAAUGAAAUGCGGAAGUUAUUCGGCCGUGCUGCUCAACAGAGUGUGCCUGAGGACCUGCCGCCUGCAGCGAGGCGCAGACAACGUGGCCGCGGUCAUCAGGGUCCCGUCCAAGGAGGUCGCCACCCGUCGCUGGGCCUGCGCAAGAAUAUAUUCAUCCAAGGAAAAGACGAAUGGCCACGCGCCGCCCCUUCUGGCUUAAGCAUGGAGCUCGUUGAAAAGCGGCGCGACGGCACAGUAGAAUAUCGCUUCGUCCACAGCCGGUCCUACCAAGACGUGCAGAGGCAGUUCGAGACUUGCGUGGCUUCUAUGGAUCCUGCGCGUAUGUUGCAGCUGUUGCAUUUUAAUCCGUACCAUAUCUCCACGCUCCUGCAGGUGUCUGAGAUAGCUAAGCAGCAGCGGGACAAUGCCUCUGCGGGAGAUCUUAUUGAACGUGCACUAUUCUCUUUUGGUCGUGCAGUUCACUCCACAUUCUCCAAUAAUCUCUCGCAGGGAAAGGCGCGGCUAGACUUCCGCCGUCCUGAGAAUCGCGAAUUCUGGCUGGCCGGAUGGCGAUAUAUUACCAUACUGGGAAUCCGCGCAACAUGGCGGACUGCCUUCGAAUGGGCCAAACUUUUGUUGAGUUUGGCGCCUGAAGAGGACCCUUAUUGUGUUCGGUUGGUGAUUGAUCAAUUAGCUUUGCGUGGCAGGGAGCCCGAAGCUCUAGUCAACUUGGCAACGUCGGAUCAUUUGCAGAGGGAAUGGAAGAUACCACCCAAUCUUGCCUUUUCUGUUGCCCUUGCCUACGACCGCCUGGGAAGCCCAGAGAAAUCCCGGUCAUCGUUGGCGCUGGCGAUAUCAGAGUAUCCCUGGAUCGCGGCCCGUCUCAUCAAGGAGUUGGAUAUAACACCAAUCCCUAAGUCAGUCUGGGGUAAAGAGCCGAACGACACCUUUCAGGAACUGCUCUGUCAACUGUAUGUGCCCAAGGCAAAAGACCUAUGGAACACACCCGAGGCGACAUCCCUUUUGAUGGAAGUCGUGUCUUCAUUUGAGAGGCCGCUCGAUGCUGGCGAGAACCCAUACUGGCAGGGCAAGUUCAACGAAGACAACCUAGCUCGCCAUGUCAUUCUCUCGGAUGAUAGGACACUGCUGAGUUUUCUCGACCAGCGUGUCAAGUCCAGGUACACGUCGGUGUCCGACCCGCUCCCGCCCUCCGACAGUAUCCUGUCUUACCAAGUGCCCGAUCCGGGAGAAGGAGGAGAGCGGACACGGAGUUCCAAUGUGUCACAGCUCAUGGUCGAAAUGGAGCAGCUUCGAGCCUACUUCGAACGCGUGGACAUGAGCGAAUUCUCCCCUGACUUGACACGAGAAGACAUGUCCCGCUUGUUGUCACAGUCCGGAACUUCGAUCGAGGAGUUCAGUAGAAAUGCACAGCGGUUCCAGAACAUCCAGCACACACUUACCUUUAGAGUAGACGCGGACCUCCAGAAUCUGGGGGUUGCCGAAGACUCAAGUUCUGGAACUGAUCAAUGAGGGGCCAAGUUCGACCUCUGGGGUGGUUUCAACACCCCAUGUUCCGAUCCAUCUAGCUAGACCCAUAGCAGGGUGUACUGCUUCCCCGCAAAAUACAUUCCAGUACAUAUUGA